Heterobilharzia americana is the source of this 1297-nucleotide messenger RNA. NCBI's taxonomy places the organism in Eukaryota, Metazoa, Platyhelminthes, Trematoda, Strigeidida, Schistosomatidae. The record is from the annotation of a GenBank genome assembly.
GAUAUCUGCUAGCAUUCAGAUUGUUAAUCCUGCUUCGUGCAACUGCAGUACAGAGUUUUGACAAAUAACCAUGGCAGAUGAAGAAGUUCAGGCCCUUGUGGUAGAUAAUGGUUCAGGCAUGUGCAAAGCUGGAUUCGCUGGUGACGAUGCACCAAGAGCUGUAUUCCCUUCAAUUGUCGGACGACCUAGACAUCAGGGAGUCAUGGUCGGUAUGGGUCAGAAGGACAGCUAUGUCGGUGAUGAAGCACAAUCGAAACGUGGUAUUCUCACCCUCAAGUACCCAAUUGAACAUGGUAUUGUCACGAACUGGGACGACAUGGAGAAGAUCUGGCAUCACACAUUCUAUAAUGAGUUGCGUGUAGCUCCAGAAGAACACCCCGUCCUGUUGACUGAAGCUCCACUGAAUCCAAAAGCCAAUCGUGAGAAGAUGACACAGAUCAUGUUCGAGACAUUCAACACACCAGCCAUGUAUGUUGGUAUCCAAGCUGUGCUGUCAUUGUACGCGUCAGGUCGUACGACCGGUAUUGUGCUCGACUCUGGUGAUGGUGUGACACACACUGUACCCAUCUACGAAGGUUAUGCUUUGCCACACGCCAUCCUGCGUCUGGAUCUCGCUGGUCGUGACUUGACUGACUACCUGAUGAAGAUCCUCACGGAGCGUGGUUACAGCUUCACCACAACUGCCGAGAGAGAAAUCGUGCGUGAUAUCAAGGAGAAACUGUGCUAUGUGGCUCUGGACUUUGAACAGGAGAUGGCUACUGCUGCCUCCAGCUCAUCCCUCGAGAAGAGCUAUGAACUCCCUGAUGGUCAGGUCAUCACCAUUGGUAACGAACGCUUCCGUUGUCCUGAGGCCUUGUUCCAACCGAGCUUCUUGGGUAUGGAAUCUGCUGGUGUUCACGAGACCACCUUCAACUCAAUCAUGAAGUGUGAUGUCGACAUUCGUAAAGAUCUGUAUGCCAACACAGUGUUGUCAGGUGGUACAACAAUGUUCCCAGGUAUUGCUGAUCGUAUGCAGAAGGAGAUCACUGCAUUGGCACCAAGUACAAUGAAGAUCAAGAUUGUUGCCCCACCUGAGCGUAAAUACUCCGUUUGGAUUGGUGGUUCAAUUUUGGCGUCACUGUCCACCUUCCAACAGAUGUGGAUUUCCAAACAAGAAUAUGAUGAGUCUGGUCCUGGUAUUGUUCAUCGUAAAUGCUUCUAAUUUUCCUUGUAUAAACACUUCAGAAAAAAUUGUGAAAUAUUUAUGAUAUUUAUCUUACAUUGCCCACUCUGAAAUAAACUUAUCUUUGAUCCACUU